AUGGUUUCACCUCGUUCUUCUUCUUCCCGACUCAUGAAUGCCUUGGUGUGCAUCGCUACAGGCUCGGAAGAGAUGGAAGCAGUUAAUAUUAUUGAUGUUUUGAGAAGAGGAAAUAUUCAGGUUACAGUUGCAAAAGUUCAUGAUCCACAACAACAUUACGAUCCAUCCAAUUUAAGAGUGAUCGGAUCUCGUGGUGUAAAACUCGAGGCUGAUGCUCAUUUUGAUGAUGUCGUGGAUCAAGAGUAUGGAGCAAUCAUCUUACCAGGUGGUAUGGGAGGAGCCAAAAUAUUCUCUGAGAAUACUAAAUUGUUGAAUCGAUUGACCAAGCAGAAAAAGAGUGAACACGGAAUUGUUGCUGCUAUUUGCGCAAGUCCUGCUCUCGUAUUGACCAAACAUAACCUUUUGGAUGGAGUGAAAAAGGUGACUUGUUAUCCAUCUUUGAAAGACAAAAUGCCACACUAUGAUUGGCAUGAUGAGAAGGUGGUCGUCGAUGGAAAUGUCGUGACAUCACAAGGUCCAUUCACUGCUGUAUUUUUCGCUCUUAAGCUUAUUGAGCUUAUGGUUUCUAAGGAAGCCAGCCAAGAAGUUGCAAAGGGUUUGCUUGUACAUUAG
This is a messenger RNA of Naegleria fowleri, 612 nucleotides long. RefSeq lists its product as uncharacterized. Gene Ontology annotation, molecular function: protein deglycase activity. The record is from RefSeq and is a predicted model, not a curated record. Gene Ontology annotation, cellular component: cytosol. Gene Ontology annotation, biological process: guanine deglycation, glyoxal removal; protein deglycation, glyoxal removal. The coding region runs from base 1 to 612 and encodes 203 amino acids. The transcript is spliced from 2 exons. NCBI's taxonomy places the organism in Eukaryota, Heterolobosea, Eutetramitea, Acrasida, Naegleriidae.